UGCCCUUUGUUUCCCCUUUAACGUGUGUGUUUAUAUAGACUCCACCCAUCAAUCCUCUCACUCAUCGCCACUAAAAAUUCCCAAAGCCUUUUCUUCACGUUAUGGAUUGGAGCAGAGGCCGUAUCUUAGGCCACGGCUCCUCCGCCACCGUCUCUCUUGCCUCCUCCUGCCGCUCCGACCUCGUCUUCGCCGUCAAGUCAUCGGAGCUGUCUCGCUCUCUGUUCUUACAGAGAGAACAGAGCAUCCUAUCUACUGUAUCCUCUCCUUAUAUUGUCGCCUAUAAAGGGUGUGAUGUUACUCGAGAGAAUAACAAGCUCUUUUACAACCUCUUCAUGGAAUACAUGCCCUUUGGUAAUAUUCUUCAGGCGGUUCAACGGCACGGCGGCCACCUCGACUUGGGUUUCGUCGGCUGCUACACGUGGCAGAUUUUGCAGGGGCUGGAGUAUUUACAUUCCAACGGGCUGGUACAUUGUGACAUUAAGAGCACCAACGUAUUGAUUGGUGAAGAUGGAGCGAAGAUCUCGGAUUUCGGAUGUGCCAAGCGUGUUGAUGACACGGCAGCGCCGACCAGCGGGACGCCCAUGUUUAUGGCGCCGGAGGUGGCGCGUGGGGAAGAACAGGGGUGUGCUGGUGAUAUUUGGGCACUUGGGUGCACAGUGAUGGAAAUGGCUUCUGGGAUUUCACCGUGGCCGAACGCUGCGGAGCCUUACUCUGUUCUUCAUCGGAUUGCUUGUUCUGGCGAGAGACCGGAGAUUCCAGGGUUACUACCGGAGGAAGCAAAGGAUUUCUUGGACAAGUGCUUGAAGAGGAAUCCGAAAGAGAGAUGGACGGCUACUCAACUGUUAAACCACCCAUUCGUCACGGAAUUCAAUUCGAAAUCCGCCGUGAAUGAAAUUCAAAAACUCAAUUCGAGUUCACCCACAUGCGUCCUUGAGCAAGGGUUUUGGAAUUCCAUGGAGGAAUCGGAAACUCACGGGAUUUUGAUUCGCACGAAGUUUGAAAACACAGCUGCUGAUAGAAUCAAAAGGUUGGCUGAGUUCUCAGGGGAACCCAGAUGGACACGUGAUGAUAAUUGGAUCACAAUCAGAGGAACCGAUGAAGCGUCAGCUUCAAUCAGUGACGAUGGUUUGGAAGAGUCGGUGACAAGCAACGUUAGAAGUAGGAUUAGUGGGUGUUUCAGCCGAAAUUACUAAUCUAGACAAAUCAGUGAUGUGAUUAGUACUAAUUACAAUUUUGAGAGAGGCAUUGUUAAUAGGAUGCUACAGCCUUCCGUGUCAGUUUACUUGUGAUUAAUUUACUUCAAGAUUCAAUUUUUCUUCUCU
Messenger RNA from Prosopis cineraria, 1322 nucleotides. RefSeq names its product mitogen-activated protein kinase kinase kinase 17-like. The transcript has a single exon. NCBI's taxonomy places the organism in Eukaryota, Viridiplantae, Streptophyta, Magnoliopsida, Fabales, Fabaceae. The record is from RefSeq and is a predicted model, not a curated record. Gene Ontology annotation, molecular function: protein kinase activity; ATP binding. Gene Ontology annotation, biological process: protein phosphorylation. Bases 102 to 1193 code for a protein of 363 amino acids.